GAUCCGACUGCAAAUCCGACGGUCAAGAGAAUAGCGUCAGUUCAAAGCCAGUAGUCGCUUACCCUAUAAACCCUCCUUCUCCACCACUCACAAUUAUUUUAAACCUAAAUCGCCAAAUUCCAAUGGCUUUGCCGAACCAGCAGACUGUUGAUUAUCCGAGUUUCAAGCUUGUCAUUGUUGGUGAUGGUGGCACGGGAAAAACAACAUUUGUGAAAAGACAUGUCACAGGAGAGUUUGAAAAGAAAUACGAACCAACCAUUGGCGUGGAGGUGCACCCAUUGGACUUCUUCACAAACUGUGGAAAAAUUAGAUUUUACUGCUGGGACACUGCUGGGCAGGAGAAGUUUGGUGGUUUACGGGAUGGCUACUACAUCCACGGGCAAUGUGCAAUAAUCAUGUUCGAUGUUACUGCCAGAUUGACAUACAAAAAUGUUCCUACAUGGCACCGUGAUCUAUGCAGGGUAUGUGAGAACAUUCCCAUUGUUCUUUGUGGAAACAAGGUCGAUGUGAAGAAUAGGCAGGUGAAGGCGAAGCAAGUCACGUUCCACAGGAAGAAAAACCUACAGUACUAUGAAAUUUCUGCAAAGAGUAACUACAACUUUGAAAAACCAUUCCUGUACUUGGCCAGGAAGUUGGCUGGGGAUGCGAACAUUCAUUUCGUGGAGUCUCCAGCUCUUGCUCCUCCGGAAGUACAAAUUGACUUGGCUAUUCAGCAACAGCAUGAAGCUGAGUUGGCAGCUGCUGCCAGUCAACCUCUCCCGGAUGACGACGACGACGCUUUCGAGUAAAAGUGGUGAAUCAUCUGGUGAUGAUGCUCUUUGCAAAUCUAUUUUCCCCGGGGAUUAUGAAAACAGAAGUUGUGGUGUUGGGGUUGGGGUUGGGGUUGGUUCCUGUUGGUGAGUUUUUGUCUACAGAAAGCCAUAUGGCCUCCGGUGAAAGCUGCUGAUUAUGCAGAAUUUUUCUUUAUCGAGUGUUGGUUCCACUAUUUGAUUUGUGUUAAUUGUUUCCUUUCUUCGUUUCUCCAUCGAACAACCUCCAUCGGACUUACUUGGACAUGGGCUAGAUUUCAUCACAGAAAUUGUUAUGUUUGUGCACACUA
Messenger RNA from Cucurbita pepo subsp. pepo (vegetable marrow), 1099 nucleotides. Its product is annotated as GTP-binding nuclear protein Ran-3. Gene Ontology annotation, biological process: protein import into nucleus; ribosomal subunit export from nucleus. Gene Ontology annotation, molecular function: GTP binding; GTPase activity. Gene Ontology annotation, cellular component: nucleus; cytoplasm. NCBI's taxonomy places the organism in Eukaryota, Viridiplantae, Streptophyta, Magnoliopsida, Cucurbitales, Cucurbitaceae. The record is from RefSeq and is a predicted model, not a curated record.